AUGGCAGGCUUCUUCCGUCGCCUCUACGAUUGGCUCCUGCGCCUCUUCUGGGCCACCGAGAUGGACAUCACCAUGAUCGGGCUGCAAAACGCCGGCAAGACGUCGCUGCUGAGAGUUCUGGCGGGAGGAGAGUUCACCAUCGACUCCAUUCCGACGGUUGGAUUCAACAUGAAGCGUGUCCAGAAAGGGCAUGUUACAUUGAAGUGCUGGGACCUCGGAGGCCAGCCCCGGUUCCGGUCCAUGUGGGAGAGGUAUUGUAGGGGUGUGAAUGCGAUCGUAUUCAUUGUCGACUCGGCGGACAAGGAGGCGCUCCCGGUAGCACGUGAGGAGCUCAAACUGCUGCUUGAGAAGCCUGCCUUGGAGGGCAUUCCUCUCCUGGUACUUGGCAACAAGUCGGACCUCCCGGACAAGCUAUCAGUCGACGAUCUGAUCGAAGCCCUCAACCUCAAGGCCGUGACGCACCGGGAGGUCAGCUGCUACGGCAUCAGCGCCAAGGAAGAGACCAAUCUGGAUGCCGUCCUCCAGUGGUUGAUUGCGCGGUCCAGCAAAUGA
This is a messenger RNA of Mytilinidion resinicola, 552 nucleotides long. RefSeq names its product P-loop containing nucleoside triphosphate hydrolase protein. Gene Ontology annotation, cellular component: lysosomal membrane. The transcript is spliced from 6 exons. Gene Ontology annotation, biological process: protein transport. Gene Ontology annotation, molecular function: GTP binding; GTPase activity. The coding region runs from base 1 to 552 and encodes 183 amino acids. NCBI's taxonomy places the organism in Eukaryota, Fungi, Ascomycota, Dothideomycetes, Mytilinidiales, Mytilinidiaceae. The record is from RefSeq and is a predicted model, not a curated record.